Molecule: messenger RNA, 2363 nt
Organism: Drosophila serrata
Lineage: Eukaryota; Metazoa; Arthropoda; Insecta; Diptera; Drosophilidae
Product: glycerophosphocholine phosphodiesterase GPCPD1
Biological process (GO): glycerophospholipid catabolic process
Molecular function (GO): starch binding; glycerophosphocholine phosphodiesterase activity
Source: RefSeq, a predicted model, not a curated record
UCUAUUCUACUGUCAAACAGACACAUUUAAAAUCUAGACUUUAACACACUAUACUGUUUUUUAUAAAGAACAUUCUAGCGAAAUUUCCGUAGCAAUAAAUAUAGAAAGGUAACCAUGCAUCGCUGGUUCUUCGCCAACGAACGGGAGGAGUGCGAUCCCAAUUUGAAGGAAGAUGGUCUCGGUUCGGAGAGAGAGUCUUCUGUGGUGUCAGAGACACCGCCACCGGUGCCCACCACCGAGUGGCCCUUCACUGUGAUCUACCACCGCAAGCUCAGUGGCAACGAGUAUAUUGCCAUAUCCGGUAACUGCGAAUCGCUGGGCUCCUGGGACCCAAAGCGCGUGGUUAUAAUGCAAAAGCAGCAUUGCACCAAAAACAUUUGCAGCUGCAUCAAUUACGAGGCUGUAUUGACCAUACCGCGAAACAUUGACAUCCAUUACCGAUACUGCGUGGUGGUCUACGACCCGGUAGCAAAGGAAUCCUACAUACGCUCCUGGGAAGCACAGCUCCAGCCGCGGGUCAUACGCACCUGCCAGAACCUGCUCAAGGACAUCGACUGCUUUGGCCAUCCACACAUUGAGGAGGACGAUAAUAUUGUGGACCGCGGGUGGAUCACCACAGAGUCCAUAGUCCACUUAAAGUUCUUUAACGCUCCCUUCCACUGGCAGUGCCAGCAGCCGCGUCUGCUCAAUGUCCUCGUAACGCCGAUGCAUGAGGCUGACAACGGUUGCAAAGGGGCCGCAUUUAAGGAACCCAUAGAGAAAUCAUCAUUGACUCGUCUCUCCAACUACCUGGUCGGUCAUUCUUUAGGGGACUCGAACUUGGAACUUCGAAUGGCCUACAUUGAGGUGACCAAUCUGCGUAGCACCAGAAUCUUGGAGUUCCAGCCCCCUUAUGGGGUGCCCUGCGGACCGAAUGACAUGCAGUUGUUUCACUGCACAAUAGCCUAUCCAGAGGAGACGCUCUACCGGAUAGAUCUCUACACCUACGCGUAUAAGGCGGCUUCAGACGAGCCGCCGUAUCAUUAUGGCUACGGGUUCCUCCAGCCGGAACAGUUGCAGGGCAGCGAAGGCUCAGCCCAGGUGAAGAUAACCUGCGCCUCCACGCAUAGGCCACUGAUGGAGUUGACCGUACAGUACCUACUCAUCCGUCCACUGGAGGGCUUCAUGUGCAACAUGAGCCAGAGCUUCGAACGCUAUUGGCGCAAGAGUCGCAUGUGCAUGGACAUCGGACACCGGGGAUCAGGCAAGACCUACCGGCUCGGAGCUGACCUGUUCCGCGAGAAUACGAUUCACGGCUUUAAGGAAGCGGCCUCAAACAAUGCUGACAUGGUGGAGCUGGACGUUCAACUCACCCAGGAUGCACAGGUGGUGGUGUAUCACGACUAUGUGCUGCGCUUCCUGCAGCAGCGCAUGCCCAACUACGAUGAGCUGCUGGAGAACCAGGACCUGCUGGUCUUUCCCUACGAGAAGCUCAACAAGAUGAUGCUGCUCUGCAUGGGCGGCUCGAAGCUCAAGGAUCAUGUCGCUGUGCCUCUGGAAGCCUUCACCUAUGAUCAGCUGAAGGAUGUGCGUGUCCUGCGCUUUGCCGGAAGCAAAAGUUGCGAAUUAUCCUGCGACGAGAUGCGCAACGACCAGCGGCCUUUCCCACUGCUCCUGGAUCUCUUCCAGCUCGGGGAUGAGGAUUUGCCCAUGUCCGUGGGCUUCAACAUCGAAAUCAAAUGGCCACAGCUGGACAAUUCGAGGCGCUGGGAGUCGGGCAGCUUCAAGCCCACCUUCGAUCGCAACUUUUAUGUGGACACAAUCCUCAGAACUAUACUGGAAAACGCCGGUCGUAGGCGCAUCAUGAUCUCCAGCUCUGAUGCGGACAUCUGUGCAAUGGUGCGCUACAAGCAGAAUCUCUAUCCGGUGGUCCUGCUCUCCGCGGACCCGGAUUCACCGGUCCAGUAUGCCGACGAGCGGGUCAGUCGGGUGAGGACUGCCGUGCAGGUGUGCAACUCCCUGGAGUUCUUCGGCCUGAGUCUGCACACCAACACGUUGCUCGAGGAUAUCGCUUUGAUGUCCUUGCUGCGCCAGUUCGAUCUGCAGACGCUGGCCUGGGGCGGAACCGCCACCAGUGCGGAGGUGCGCAAUCGUCUGAGGCGGUUCGGCGUAGUGGGCAUCAUCUAUGACCGCAUCAAUCAGUUGGAUCAAAUGGGUGAAGAAGUGCUGGGCGAAACAGUCUGCACUAUCGACUCGCUGACCACGCGGCCGAUUAUCGAUGAGGUGGAGCUGGAAGAAUGGCGCCAGAAGUGCGGCUACACCCUGCGGGAGAAAAUCGAUCCCGAAGAAUAAAGAUUCCGGAUUUAUGUCCUCUGAAAAUCCCA